This is a messenger RNA of Pocillopora meandrina, 1131 nucleotides long. The record is from the annotation of a GenBank genome assembly. Lineage: Eukaryota; Metazoa; Cnidaria; Anthozoa; Scleractinia; Pocilloporidae.
AUGUUUUAUUUCAUUUUUUUUUUUUUUACAGGGAUGCGUUUGAGUCUCCCGUUCCUUGUGUGCGCUAUCUUCGCCUCUUUGCAUUACAGCACAGAGGCUGAGCGAUUCUCCAACUCCAGAUACCUUCUGGGAAGAGCUCUUCUUAGAAGAGCGCGGGAGAUCAAUGAAACGAGAAGCAAUGGUGACGAGUUAGAGGAUGAGGUGUCGGAGGAAGAAAGGGAAAGAAUUCUGCAAACAGAAGCUGCGGAAGACAUAUUCGUUGGCUCCGGAAAUCACGUGUAUGAGAGCCAGGGGAAAUCGGAGACUUCCGGCUCUAGGCGUGAUGAAACUUCCGGCGAUGAAGGCAAACAGGUCGAGGAAUCGGGAAAUGAUGAAGAUGGUCCCAAUUCCGGUGACAGCGGCGAGGGUGAUAAGAGCGAUGAUGAUGAAAGUGAUGACGACGACGAUGAGGAGAAAAGUGAAGAUGAUGAUGAUGACGAUGGUACAGAGACAAAAAAAGAACAAGAAAGUUCAGACGAUGAGGUUACCAGCGGCUCAGGACUGAUUGAAAAUGAGAACGCUGCAAGGCGUAGCGAGGACGUUUCCGGUUCAGGCUCCGGAAGUGCGCAACAAGAUGAUAACUCGGACCAAUCGGGGUCGGCAGGAAGUGGCGUUGAGGCGUUGACACCCGCAUCAGCAUCAGGAGAUGAGGCUAGCGGAGUUGCAGUACAGAGCAGUGAGAACAACGUGGAGGAAACUGCCUCAAGAAAAUCAGAAAUUGCUACAGUUUCUGGAGAAAGUGAGGACGAAGACGAUGAUAGCGGAAGUGCUGAAGUCAUAAAAAAGGGGAUCGAGAGCUUGAGCCGACUCUUAACGCCAGUGGCCAGCGGUUAUGAAUUUGAGCUGUACAGCGGUAGUGCAGCAAAACAUGACAAGGAGCAGGAAAGCCAAGCCGAAGGUGAAAGCGAAAAAGGAGAGAGCUCAGAUGCAGAAGAAGUCCAUGUCAAGCAGUGUAAGAGGGUGUGUGAGGACCCCAUGACAUACGAGCAGUGCGCAGUUCCUCGAUGCGACUAUAAAAUGGGAACCAUCAAGGAUUUGUGCAUCUAUUUAUGUAAGCACCAGACCCCUGUGUGUAGACAAGAAUGUGAGUAA